CCCAAGUGGCCCAGGCUGUUUCUUGAAGAAAAGCAGCGUAUUCGGCAGAUCAUUGUCAACUUAAUACUGGACAUUGAGCAUGUUGGUUCAACCGGGAUUCCCAGCAUGGCUGCCAAGCCAAUCAUCGAUAUACAGGCCGUCGUAAACAAUUUUAAUAACCCAAGAAUCUGCGUUACGGGACUGCGCUCUCUCAGAUAUGCGUACAAGGGGGAGUGCAAUAUUGCGGGUCGCGAGUAUUUCAAAAAGCCUGGAUACCACAUACACAUGGUGCAAAUCAACAACGCCGAGUAUACCCGCAGGAAAUUGUUCGUUCAGUACCUACGUGAUAACGAGGAUGCUCGCAUCGAGUAUGUGAAUUUGAAGAGACAGCUAGACAACAAGUGAGCGGGGCACAGAGAGGGACAAUACAAAUACACCAACGACAAGACUGAUUUUAUCGUGGGCAUCCUGCGAAAGGCCGGCUGGCAGCAAUAAUUUUUAUGAAUAUUGGCAUUGUUAUAGUAAGAGGGGGGUGUGAGGAGCACUAGUUGUCUAGUGUUAAAAGUUAGGGGUGAUUUUAUAAAUGGUUUUAUU
Molecule: messenger RNA, 573 nt
Organism: Kickxella alabastrina
Lineage: Eukaryota; Fungi; Kickxellomycota; Kickxellomycetes; Kickxellales; Kickxellaceae
Product: grpb/dephospho-CoA kinase
Exons: 1
Coding region: 106-384 (92 amino acids)
Source: RefSeq, a predicted model, not a curated record